AUGUGUGUCGAAACUGAAUCUGUUACUGGCGUCUCGGAGCAGGACAUUAACAUAAACUCUGCAUCAUGGGACGGACUGACGGGUCGAAUCCUCUUCAACAAAACCAACGGCUUGAGAACGGACUUCGACCUGGACGUGAUCAGUCUUAAAGAGAACGGACUCGAGAAGAUCGGGACGUGGGAUCCUCCGCGGGGACUCAACAUGAGCGAGAAUCACAAAAGCAAAAUCACCAACGUCACAGACUCACUGUCCAACAAAUCACUGCGUGUGUCUACAAUACUGGAGGAGCCGUACGUCAUGUUUAAGAAGUCGGAUAAACCUCUGUACGGGAACGAGCGCUUCGAGGGAUUCUGUGUGGAUCUGCUGCGGGAGCUUUCGGGAAUCCUGGGCUUCCGUUACGAGAUCCGGUUAGUGGAGGACGGCAGAUACGGAGCGUUCGAGGAGAGCACGGGGCAGUGGAGCGGCAUGGUGCGCGAGCUCAUGGACCACAAAGCAGACCUGGCCGUGGCUCCGCUGACCAUCACAUACGUGCGAGAGAAGGUGAUUGACUUCUCCAAACCCUUCAUGACCCUGGGCAUCAGCAUCCUGUACCGAAAACCCAACGGCACCAACCCCGGCGUCUUCUCCUUCCUCAACCCUCUGUCCCCUGACAUCUGGAUGUAUAUUCUGCUGGCUUGCUUGGGUGUCAGUUGUGUGCUGUUUGUCAUAGCCAGGUUCAGUCCGUACGAGUGGUAUAACCCUCACCCCUGUAACCCCGAGUCAGACGUGCUGGAGAAUAACUUCACGCUGCUCAACAGCUUCUGGUUCGGUGUCGGCGCUCUCAUGCGGCAGGGGUCGGAGCUGAUGCCCAAGGCUCUGUCCACUAGGAUCGUGGGAGGAAUCUGGUGGUUCUUCACCCUCAUCAUCAUCUCGUCCUACACCGCAAACCUGGCCGCCUUCCUGACGGUGGAGCGCAUGGAGUCACCCAUCGACUCGGCCGAUGAUCUGGCCAAACAAACCAAGAUCCUGUACGGCCUGGUGGAGGACGGCGCCACCAUGACCUUUUUCAAGAAAACCAAGAUCUCGACGUAUGAUAAGAUGUGGGAGUUCAUGAACAGCCGGCGUCAGUCUGUGAUCGUGAAGAGCGUGGAGGAGGGCAUCCAUCGCGUGCUGACGUCUGACUACGCCUUUCUGAUGGAGUCCACCACCAUCGAGUUCGUCACGCAGCGAAACUGUAACCUGACGCAGAUCGGCGGCCUGAUCGACUCCAAGGCGUACGGCGUGGGGACACCCAUGGGCUCUCCGUAUCGGGACAAGAUCACCAUCGCCAUCCUGCAGCUGCAGGAGGAGGGCAAGCUGCACAUGAUGAAGGAGAAGUGGUGGAGAGGGAACGGCUGUCCGGAGGAGGAGAGUAAGGAGGCCAGUGCCCUCGGCGUACAGAACAUCGGCGGCAUCUUCAUCGUCCUCGCCGCCGGCCUGGUGCUGUCCGUGUUCGUGGCCGUCGGCGAGGUGCUGUACAAAUCCAAACAGAACGCGCAGAUCGAGAAGCGCUCGUUCUGCAGCGUGAUGCUGGAGGAGCUCAGGGUGUCUCUGAAAUGCCAGCGACGGCGGAAACAGAAACCCCAGCCGCCCGCCAUCGUCAAAACAGAGGAGGUGAUUAACAUGCAUACCUUUAACGACAGGAGGCUCCCGGGGAAAGAGACCAUGGCGUGACGCCUCUCCUGUGACUCGUCCAAGUGACGGACACAAAGAUGUUUCCUGUGGAAAUCCGGAUUCGUGAGCGAUACUGAACUACAUCCCUCACAGAGUACUCCAUCACUUCUGCUCUCAUUCACGUUGCUUUUCUCUGUUUUCCCUGUGAAAAUAGGUCAAUGUUUAAAACCCAUCCGUUUUCCUCAUAUGCCGCCUUUAUUGCUGCCUUCAAGAGCAUUGUUCAGUUUCUCCAUAUUCUUCAAUAAUGAGUCAUGAACCUAACCAGCCCGCUCCACAUCAAUCACAACAUUGCCAACUCUGAUUUAAAAAUGCAUUUGUAAUUGGGAGGAAAAAUACUUUUUUUGAUGAUUGAGCUAUUCAUCCCAUCCCAUCUUCUCAAUACAAUAUAAAACAAAUUCCAUUUAUUUAUAAGAAGUUAUGUCUCGGUUUACAAUUGGAAUUUUAGUAUUGGCAUGUUAGCAACCCGUCAAAAUAAAAGUCUGGUUUAACUUGAAGACAUUGUGACAGAAAUAAAGGAAUAUUACUGUUGUGCAGAAUAAUGCACAUAUGUACUACUAUUAUUACUAUUUAUAAAUUGAUUAAAACUUUAAAAUAAGUUUUAAAAUAAUUUUUAAUAAUUUUUUUUAAUAAUAAUCAUCACACUAUUUAUUCCAUAAUUUCAUUUUGAACCUGUGUGUUAUCCCCCGCCCAAAAAAGAGUUUGUUUAACUUUCAAAUGAUUAAAAGAUAGAUUAAAUUAAUGUUUUAUGCAUUCAUUUGAUAACCAUAAAAACACAGAAUUUAUGAAAAAAAUACUUCUUGCAGGUAUUGUAAAAAUAAAUGUUAAUUAAUUUGGUUUUAUGCAUUCAAAUAAUUAGACAUGCUUAAACAGAAUUUGAUCAUAAUAAAACAGAACAUAAAAAAAUAAAAAUAAAAUUCUUAGGACCCUAAACAUUUUCUUUUUUGUUAAAAUUGAUUUUAAUUAUUGCCGUUUCAUUAUUUUAAUUAAGUAUGCUUUCUGGCUAAUACAAUUUAAUUUAACCAUUAAAAAGGAUUCCAUAAAUAUUCAAAUGGAAAAAAACAGAAUCCAGAAAUAAAAAUAACUCCGGAUUUUUUUUUUAAAUCACAGCAUAGAACGCCUCUGCCAUGUUGCCAUCAAAUAAAACUGUUGCCAUGACAACAUGCUACUCUAAACGAGAACUUGCAAUGCUUGCCCCGCCUCCGGAGCCUUCUGAUUGGUCCACUAUUUUGGAACUGACAUUAAUCAGUGCACAUUUUAACUUGACAUUUCAGACGUUUCAGUUCAUAAUGUUACUCCUGAACAUUCAAAAGUAACACACACAAAGUAUAAAAAUUAUGAAAUGUUCCCUUGACGUUCAUACAACCAAGAAGAAACAUUUUUAAAACAUUUUUAAAACUGGACGUUUUGAACAUUCAGAGAACAUUCAGAAAUAACGUUUUUAUAACUUAACGUGAACGUUAGCAAAACGUUCAUAGAACAUGUUUUUGUUAACUGAGAAAUAGCCAACCUUAUUUUUGUCAUACAAACACUAGCUAAAUCUCACAGCAAAUUCAUAUGAACUCACUCGUAUUAUUUUGUACGAUUUCUGUAACGGUUAAGUUUAGGAGCGAAGUUAGGCGUGGUCCUUCAUACAAAUUCCUACGAAUUUGCCACCUCGUAAAACACGUGUGAUUUUUUUUCAGAAAUCGUAUGAAUUCGUACGAGCGAGGUACAAAUUGCCGUGAGAUCAGGUUGGCUAAAUCUGGAAAUCGGUGUCGUUUCCAUUACAAGAAAACAAAAUGAUGUGAUCAAAGAAAUUAUGAUCAGUGCAAGCUUACAAAAUAAUUUCUUUAAUCCCAGAAAGUCAGACCGUGAUAAAAUCAUUCUUCUCUUGACAAUAAUUAUUCCAACAUAAUUUUUAAAUUGAAGGCAGCAAUAUCUCUGCAAAAAAAAAAAUCUUGUUUAUUUUUACCUUGUUUUCCAGUAUAAAUUAUAUAUAUAUAUAAAAAUCUUUAAUCAAGAUGAAUUUACAAGUAAAAUGGCUUAGGAUAUGAAUUCUUAUUUUCUGGAAAGAAAGAAAAUUCUAAAUUUAUUUAAACUCAAGUCCCAGUUAGUUUAACCCAGUAUACGUACCAAUGUUUUUUUUUAUUUUUUAAAGUAGUUAGUAAUUAAAUAGAGUGCAAGUCUAAAAGGGGCAAGUUUAUUUUUUUUAAAGAAUAGAUUAAAAGUAGAGAGUGCUAAAGUUAGAGGGUCAAAUAAAGAUGGAAGAGAUGUGUUUUAAGCUGAUUCUUGAAGAUGGCUAAGGACUCAUCUGCUCGGAUUGAGUUGUGCAGGUCAUUCUACCAGAAGGGAACAGUUAAUUUAAAAGUCCGUAAAAGUGAGUUUGUGCUUCUUUGGGAUGGCACAAUCAAGCUACGUUCACUUGCAGAACGCAAGCUUCUAGAGGCACAUAAGUCUGAAGUAACAAAUUUAGGUAAAUGGUGCAGAGCCAGUGGUAGUUUUGUAGGCAAACAUCAAUGCCUUGAAUUUUAUGCGAGCAGCUAUUGGAAGCCAGUGACAAUUGAUAAACAGAGGUGUGACGUGUAUUCUUUUUGGCUCAUUAAAAAUUAAUCUUGCUGCUGCGUUCUGAAUUAAUUGUAAAGGUUUGAUAGAAUUGGCUGGAAGACCUGCCAAGAGAGCAUUGCAAUAGUCCAGCCACAGAACAAGAGCUUGAACAAGGAGUUGUGCAGCAUGUUCCCAAAGAAAGGGCUUGAUCUUCUUGAUGUUGAAUAAAGCAAAUCUGCAGGAUCGGACAGUUUUAGCAAUGUGGUCUGAGAAAGUUAGCUGAUCAUCAAUCAUAACUCCAAGACUUCUGGCUGUUUUUGAAGGAGUUAUGGUUGAUGUGCCUAACUUGAUGGUGAAAUUGUGAUGAAACGAUGGGUUUGCUGGAAUCACAAGCAGCUCUGUCUUGGCAAGGUUAAGCUGAAGGUGAUGGUCCAUCAUCCAGGAAGAAAUGUCAGUUAGACAAGCUGAGAUGUGAAUAGCUACGGUCGGAUCAUCAGCAUGGAAUGAGAGUAGAGUUGAGUGUCAUCAGCAUAGCAGUGGUAUGAAAAGCCAUGUUUCUGAAUGACAGAACCUAAUGAUGCCAUGUAGACAGAGAAGAGAAGUGGUCCAAGAACCGAGCCCUGAGGCACCCCUGUAGCUAGAUGUUAGAUUUUUCUUACCCACUGGCAGAUAUUUUUGCUUGUUUUAACUAAUUUAUGAUAAUUUGUUUAGUAAUCAAGAGUUAAUAUAUUAACUAACUUAUUUUACUUGUCAAGUAAAUGCAUCGUGAUUAAAAAAUCUUUAGAUAUUUACACUAGAAAACGAGACAAAAUUCUUAAGAAAAUCACUUUUUUUGCAGUGUAAACUCCAUGAACUGAUGUCCGUCGGUUGUAAGCCACGCUCCGUCCUGAUCAACGACUCAAACCAAAGUUCUGUCGUUUAGAUAAACUUCAGCUUUUCUAGAAACCUUUUUACUAGCAUCCAUUCCAUCUGUCACAGGCAACUCAUUCAACAGAGAUUUAUAACAAGAGAAAAAAAGGGAAGCGCAGUUUUUGUACAGACGAUUUUUGUAGUAAAUCUUUAUAUGGGCUUGUUCUCGAUGGACAGACAUGCAUAAAUGUGUGUAAAGCAUUUAAUGCCUGCUCAACACACUUUUAUGCACGUCUGUCCAUUGAGAACAAGCAGCGUCUCCAGAAACCACCUCUACUUGAUCUGUUUCAGUGUGCUGAUGUCUGUGUUUUAUCUGAAGGCAAGUUUCUGUAUAAUACUGUACUGAGCAAAUGCUAGGAUUUCUCCAGAUCGGCUUCAAUCUACAGAGACCUUUGGAAAAAAACAUGGGUGGAGAACUGUUCAAGCUCAUCUUGUAAUAAAAAAAGAUUAUACUGUG
This is a messenger RNA of Carassius gibelio (silver crucian carp), 5581 nucleotides long. RefSeq names its product glutamate receptor ionotropic, kainate 2-like. Gene Ontology annotation, biological process: modulation of chemical synaptic transmission; synaptic transmission, glutamatergic; monoatomic ion transport. Gene Ontology annotation, cellular component: kainate selective glutamate receptor complex; plasma membrane; presynaptic membrane. The record is from RefSeq and is a predicted model, not a curated record. Gene Ontology annotation, molecular function: transmitter-gated monoatomic ion channel activity involved in regulation of postsynaptic membrane potential; kainate selective glutamate receptor activity. The transcript has 10 exons. The coding region runs from base 1 to 1692 and encodes 563 amino acids. Lineage: Eukaryota; Metazoa; Chordata; Actinopteri; Cypriniformes; Cyprinidae.